CCGUAUUCUGUGCACUUCUCUCUGCGUGACUAAUGAAUGACAACUCUCUCUAUUAAUUUUUGCAUAUAAAUAUGUUUAGAACUAGCGGUUGCAUAGUUGUUAUUUAUGCAUAUUUCUUAAAUUGUUGAGUUUUUUUGUUGGCGUCAUUGCUGUUGUAACCUUGAAGUACAUACUGUAUUACUUGUCAGACUGUUUACAUUAUUUCUAACAGAAUGCCGUCAAUACUUCCAUUUUUACCAUCAAUAUUAUCAUUAUCACUAUUAUUAUUAUUCAGUGUCGUUAACUCUCAGACGAAUUUUACAACCUAUAUUAAUGUAGAAUUAUCUCACGGUGGUAUAAUUCGUGGUGUUGAAGAGACUGUCAAUAAUGAUGGUGUGCCUAUUCAAGUGAAUCGUUUCUUAAGCAUACCAUACGCUUUACCACCAGUUGGUAAAUUAAGAUUUGCUCCACCAAUAGAACAUCCUGGCUGGAAUGGUAUACGUGAUGCUACUAAACUCUCAGCCACCUGUUGGCAGUAUAUAUUCACUGGAUUCGAUUCAGUUAAUCCUGCUGGUAGAAUGUGGAUUAAUAAUACCGAGAUGAAUGAGGAUUGUUUAUACCUUAAUGUAUGGCAACCGACAAAUAGUGUCAAUGCUAGACAACCACUUCCCGUUAUGGUAUGGAUCUAUGGAGGAGGAUUUACAUCAGGCAGUGCUAAUCUACAAGUCUACAAUGGUGCAAUACUUGCAGCUACACAAAAUGUUAUUAUUGUCUCUAUGCAAUAUCGUGUUGGUGCAUUUGGAUUUCUACGCUUAGAUCCUUCGUUAGACAACAGUAAUAAUAAUAAUAACGAUGGUAAUAAUAAUAAUAAUAACAACACUGCCAACAAUACAUCAAGUAUACCGGAUAAAGAUAUCGCCUUAGGGAAUCAAGGUAUAUUAGAUCAAUAUAUGGCAUUAUUAUGGGUUAAAAAUAAUAUUCAACGUUUUAAUGGUGAUCCUAAUCAAGUGACAAUAUUUGGUGAAUCAGCUGGGGCUGUAAGCAUAUCAAUUCUAUGGUUAUCACCAUUAGUUCAACCAUAUUUUAAAAGAGCUAUUCUACAAUCUGGUAGCUUGUAUGCUAGAUGGGGAUUAGAUGAACCGUAUGAAGCGCAUGAGAAGGCUGUUGAGUUCUCCCUGGCUUGUAAAUGUAAAUCGCCAUCAUUAGAUCGCAAGGCAAGUUUAGCCUGUCUCCAAGAGCUUGAUCCGCUUACGCUAGUCAACCAAUUGGAUAGUAUUCAUGAAGCCAUUGGUAAACGUCGUUAUAAUAUUCUGCAUAAAUGUUUACAUCCAAACACCUUUACAAGUGAAUCAAUCCUCCUUGGCCAAGCGGGCAGUAGCCGAUUAUACUUUGAUGUCCCCUUUCAACCAGUUAUUGACGGUUAUGUAAUACCAAAACAUCCUGAUCUUAUAUUCAAUACAAAAAAUAAUAGUGAAUUAAAAAAUCAACCAGAAUUAUUAAUCGGUGUUAAUGAGAAUGAAGCAAUGUAUUUUCUACUGCCUGGUCUCUCAAUAAAAAAUGCUCAAUUCAUAUACGAGAACGGUUCUAUUUUAAUACCGACAGCGAUUGACUUAGCCGCCAAACGAAAACCAUUCAGACCAAAAGGUGAAAUAGCCGAUUUCUAUUGGAUAACAACAGCACAAAUCCUAGAAGAAGCACAAAUGCGACCUGGCUUGGCUAAAUUACCAGCUUAUUAUUAUAAUUUACCACUUCAAUCGACACCAGAGAAUGGUUAUUUCGAUCCAGAUACAAUGAUGCUGACUGGUGAAGAAUUACUUCGACGUUUGGAUGAAUUAGCCGGUGAUCUGGACUUUGUUUGUCCUACACUAAAUUUUGCUGAUCAAGCAGCAAGAUUACCAGGGCAAAAGUAUACCUAUAUCAUUUUAAGAAGAGAACGCAAUCGUUACCUGUACCACAGUGGACUGGAGUUAUGCAUGGUUAUGAAAUUGAAUAUAUAUUCGGUAUGCCAAAAGAUCCAGUUUUCUCUUCAGAAUUUUAUGGCUUUACUCAAGAUGAAGAAUUGCUCAGUUCGCGUCUAAUGAAAUUAUGGACAAAUUUUGCUAAAACUGGAAAUCCAUCUCGAAGUGAAACUGGUGAAGUGAUUAAUCCACAAUGGCCAUUAUAUCGUCGAAGUGAUGAACUCUUAACAGACGACUAUGAUCAUUUAGUGAUUACGGAUCAAUUAACACCUACUAAAGGAUUACGACGUGAUCAAUGUAAAUUUUGGUUACAUGAAAUGAAAGAUUUAUCAAAAAUAUUACAAACUACUUGUAAACUGUCAUCAAAAGGCAUACGAAUCACUGGAAACUUUUCUCCAUUGAAUGGAUUAUGGUUUAUCCUACUAUCAUUUGCACAUAUUUCAUUUUAUAUGUUUUCGUGAAAAUGAUAAAAAUUAAUAAAAAACAAAAACAUUGCUGUUGGAUUCAAAAACAAUUUCAAACGGAAUUAUAAACACGUUAUUCAAUGUGUACAAUGUUCAAUGUUGAAAUUGAACUCAUUCAAAAAAAAUGUGUGUGUGGCGGCAACUUUAAUUUCUCAAUAUAUACAUCUAUCUAUCUAUCUAUCUGAAAACAGACAUAAUAAAAUGUGAAUAUACCUCAAAUAACUAAUGAAUUUCAAUGCUGUGUAUCAAGUGAUCAUUGCAGUUAGAGUUUUAUUACGAUUAUUAUUAUUAUUUUUUAAAAAAAAACUAUUAUUAACUCUAUACUACUUUUACGAAUAGAACUGUCCAUUCCAGAUGUUCUUAUUUAUAACAAAAUUGUAUAUUCAUUCAUGACUACAAUUCAUUGAUAUUCAGUUGCAUUACUACUGGAAAAUGUGUAUAUCAUAUAUGCAGAACAUGUGAGAAAGUCGUUAGCUAUACUUAUACUAUAUAUAUAUAUAUAUAUA
This is a messenger RNA of Trichobilharzia regenti, 2907 nucleotides long. Lineage: Eukaryota; Metazoa; Platyhelminthes; Trematoda; Strigeidida; Schistosomatidae. The record is from the annotation of a GenBank genome assembly.